AUGAGAGACAACAGUUUUGAGCAACGGUGUGCUAUCCGAUUUUGUUUCAAACUUGGACACAGUGCGACAGAAACUUUUCAAAAGCUCCAACAAGCAUUUGGAGAUAGUGUACUUUCAAGGGCUCAGAUUUUUAGGUGGUUUAAGGCAUUUUCUGAAGGCAGAGAGACAAUUGAAGAUGAACCUCCCAGUGGAAGACCUUCAACUGCAAAAAUUGAUGAAAACGUCAUCAAAGUUCGAGAUCUUGUCCGAUUCGAUCGUCGGUUGACGGUCAGAAUGACCGGAGAACAGUUAGGAUUGACUCACACUACCGUUUAUCAAAUUUUGACCAAUGAUUUGGAAAUGAGAAAAAUUUGUGCAAAAAUGAACGUGUCAUUACUGGUGACGAGUCUUGGAUUUUCGAGUACGACCCGGAAACAAAGCGUCAGAGUCAAGAAUGGCACACAUCAGCUUCACCAAGGCAAAAAUAGGAUAAGCAAGUCAAAAAUCAAAAGCAUGCUGAUUUGUUUCUUUGAUAGCCACGGAAUAGUCCACAAGGAAUUUGUUCCUCAAGGCCAAACAGUCAACCAACACUUUUAUAAAGAAGUUCUUGAAAAACUUCGAAAAAGGGUCAUUCGUGUGAGACCAAACAUCAAAAACACCUGGGUGCUGCAUCAUGACAAUGCACCUUGUCACACAGCCAUUUCAAUCAGCCAGUUUUUGGCAACCAAAAAUAUUCCUGUGGCCCCUCAACCCCCUUAUUCACCCAACUUGAGCCCUUGUGACUUUUUUCUCUUUCCACGAAUAAAAAUUCACCUUAAAGGACGACAUUUUGGGACACUAGAAAAUAUUCAAUCAUCUGUGACCGAUGAACUGAAAGCUAUUCCAGUAACUGAGUUCCAGAACUGCUAUAAACAAUGGAAACAUCGACUCCAGUGCUGUGUGGAUUCUCAGGGUAACUACUUUGAAGGAGACAAUGUAAAAAAGUCAUUUUAG
Messenger RNA from Rhopalosiphum maidis (corn leaf aphid), 972 nucleotides. Its product is annotated as histone-lysine N-methyltransferase SETMAR-like. NCBI's taxonomy places the organism in Eukaryota, Metazoa, Arthropoda, Insecta, Hemiptera, Aphididae. The coding region runs from base 1 to 972 and encodes 323 amino acids. The record is from RefSeq and is a predicted model, not a curated record. Gene Ontology annotation, molecular function: nucleic acid binding. The transcript is spliced from 2 exons.